AUGACUCUUCGUGGUAAGGGUCCAACUUUAGUUGGAGUACUUUGGUUUGAAACAAUCUUGUGUAUGAUUGUGCUUGCACUGCGAAUUUACACACGGACUGUGAUCCGCCGCAGUACUGGUUGGGAUGACUUACUGCUUAUCGUCACUUGGGUUUUGAUGGUUGCCUUUGCCGCCCUCUGUACAGCAUCCGCGCAUCAUGGCAUGGGUGUACAUGCAGGUGAACUUGGAGUCGAGGACACAACCCAGGGAAUGUUACUGCUCUUGGUUGGGCAAAGUGUUAUAGCAAUUUCUAUGGGUUUGAGCAAGUGCGCUGUCGCUGCUUUCCUCAUGCGGAUUGUUGUCAAAAAAUGGCACAAACUCUUCCUCUGGUUUUGGAAUAUCAGCAUAAUGGCUCUCAGCAUUCUCCUGGCUAUCACUGUUUUUGCACAAUGCACACCAGUUCAGUCGAUCUGGGACUCACGAGUACCAAGUAAUGGCUGUUCUUUGAAUCUCACGAUCAUGGCCACAAUUAUGUGCGCAUGGUCUGCCGUCCUUGACUUUGUUCUCGCUCUCUUCCCAUGGGUGGCCCUGUGGAAUUUGAACAUGAAGAAAAAGGAGAAAUACACCAUUUGCCUCUCCUUGAGUUUAGGUAUCUUUGCCGGAAUUUGCGGUGUAAUCCGAACAACAGGUCUCGAUGCUUUGACUCAAUCAACCGACUAUCUCUACGCAACAACCGACUCGGUGAUGUGGACCAUGUCUGAGCUUACCACCACCAUCGUUUGUGUCAGCAUUCCCGCCCUUCGACCUCUCUACCGCUCCAUCCGCGGCAACCUAUCAUCCAAUGACGCCUCAAACUACAAUGAUCUCCCCCCAUAUGGAAAAAGCAGUGGUGGACGCAGCGGUGGACGCAGCGGCGGACGAAGCGCAAAGCCGACCUUUGCCAUGGAUACAGUGACAACGACUACCGUGCAUGGCAAAGAUUUUGACAACAUGUCUGGCGGCAGUGGGAGGAAUGAAGAGCAAGGAGACGAUACAGACACAAGACAUAUUCUGCAACAUCCACUUCCUCAUUCAACUGGUAUCUAUCAGGUAAAUGAGGUGAGGAUAUCUUAUGAGGAUCGAAGGCCUAGUUAUGGGGUGACUAGUGAGAACAUGCCUUCUAUACCUGUUAAGACCAGGCACCACAUUUGA
Molecule: messenger RNA, 1170 nt
Organism: Penicillium expansum
Lineage: Eukaryota; Fungi; Ascomycota; Eurotiomycetes; Eurotiales; Aspergillaceae
Exons: 6
Coding region: 1-1170 (389 amino acids)
Source: RefSeq, a predicted model, not a curated record